This is a messenger RNA of Candida dubliniensis CD36, 1341 nucleotides long. Its product is annotated as E3 ubiquitin-protein ligase. Gene Ontology annotation, molecular function: protein binding; ubiquitin protein ligase activity. Gene Ontology annotation, cellular component: cytoplasm; U2-type catalytic step 1 spliceosome; Prp19 complex. The coding region runs from base 1 to 1341 and encodes 446 amino acids. The record is from RefSeq and is a predicted model, not a curated record. Gene Ontology annotation, biological process: mRNA splicing, via spliceosome; DNA repair; protein ubiquitination. The transcript has a single exon. NCBI's taxonomy places the organism in Eukaryota, Fungi, Ascomycota, Pichiomycetes, Serinales, Debaryomycetaceae.
AUGAUAUGUUCAAUAUCUGGUGAAAUAGCUACUGAUCCAGUGGUGUCACCUAAAAGUGGUAGUAUAUUUCAAAGGAAGCAUAUUGUUAAUUAUAUAGCCACCAGUGGAACUGACCCAAUAAAUGAUGAGCCGUUAACGGAGAGUGAAUUGAUAUCAUUAAAAGUUAAUGAAAAAGCCACAGCAAUAGCACAACCUCCACCACCAGAUCCAUCAAAUUCAUCUAUCCCGUCAUUGCUUUCUACAUUUCAAAAUGAAUGGGAUGCGAUAGUUUUAGAGGUGUUUACUUUGAAGAAACAAUUGCAGAGUGCUAAACAAGAGCUUAGUAUUGCAUUGUAUAGACAGGAUGCUGCUGUUAAUGUAGCAGCUAAGGCGAUCAGAGAAAGAGAUGAAGCAAGAGAAGCAUUAGAAAAAUUAUCUCUGACAAUAAAUUUGUCAGAUGUUCCAGAUAUGAACAAUAAACCUGAAGAGAUGGAACCUAAAGCUAAAAGACCGAAAAAUUCCCUGUCCAAAGAAUCACUGGCAAAAUAUUCACAAGAUAAAGAUGGAGCAAAGAUUGAUUCAGAACAGAUUGAGAACAUUGUACAGGCAAGAGAUGAAUUGUUCAAGUUGCACAAGUCUCAGAAAGUUAAAUUGGCAUUUGAUGUGGAUACUUUCUUGAAACAAAAAGGGGUCGAUAUCCAAACUAUUUUUAAAGGUGAAAAGAUUUCAACCUAUGUUUACAAUAAAGAUAUUGAUACAAUUGUCGCGGUGAGUCAAGAUAAGGUCAUCAAAUAUUCUUUUGAUGAUGGAGCAUCCACAAAGUUGGAUCUCAAGAAUGUCAAGUUGGUGGAAAUAAACAAUAAUGGUGUGGUUGCUGUGCUGUCAGGAACCAAGAUCAUGUUUUCCAAUUUUAAAACAAUUGAAUUGAACUGUGAAGCCCAACAAAUAAUAUGUCAUCCAUCACUAGAUUUUUUUGUUGUGUUGGCAGCCAAGGAAUGGUUUGUGAUAAGUACUGAUUCCAUAGUAGCUUCAUAUAAUGGUCUGUUAUCGUUGGGGGCACUUCAUUACGAUGGUGAGAUCUUGGCCACUAAAAAUGAUAAUAAAAUCAAAUUGUAUAGUAUAGUUUCUGGUGAUGAAUUAGGAACGUUUACUCCAACUUAUGAAAAUAUUGCUAAAUUAGAAUUUGCUACUAAUGGAUAUUGGUUACUAGCUUUGUCAACAGCCGACAAUAUCAGCUCCAUUCAGAUUUUUGACUUGCGAAAGGGAACCGAAGUCCAAAAUCUACAAUUCAAUGAAGUGGCAACCAAAAAAAUUGGUAAUAUUAUGUUUUAUAGUUUACACAGUUUUUUUAAAUAUUUGUAA